AUGCAACUGAUUCAGAAAACCUAUAUUCUAGGAGCCCUUGUGGCUCCAGUCCUCGGCUUCUGUGGUUCACACACUCAUCUCUCAGCUAGAGCAGAAGAGGGUGAAGUCAAGAUCAACACCUUUGGUUACUUUGGGUCCAUUGGCCCCGAAAACUGGGCGGCUCUAGACGCGGCCAACAGUCUGUGUGCCACGGGAACCCGUCAGUCCCCCAUCAACAUGGCCGACGGGCAGUUCCACAUGCUCAGCGCAUCAGACAUUACCCUCGAGAUGCCCGACCAGCCCGAGGGCGCCGAGUUUGAGAACUUGGGGACCACGGUCGAGGUCGUGCUCGAGGGCAAAGGUGGCAAGCUGUCGCUGGCGGGCGUCGAGUACGAACUCAAGCAGUUUCAUAUUCAUCACCCCAGUGAGCACUUGGACAAUGGCACGAGUGUUGAGAUGGAAGUUCACAACGUCUUUGAGAGCGCCGACGGCCAACUGGCCGUGAUUGGCGUCUACCUUGAAAGCGAUCUCGGAUCUCUGGUCAACGUGGCGACUCGCGCCCGCCGACAGGAAGCACUUCCGGCCGGAACCACAAACUUUACCAUCAUGGCAUCUUCCGCCCUGCCCGAGACGGACGCCAUCCUGUCGCCCAUGCUCGAGACGGUUUUUGAAAAAGUCGACGAGAUUGCCGCCCCCGGGUCCAAAGUCACGACGGGAUCGCUGGUCUUUUCCGAAUACAUUGCGGCUUUAAUGUCGGGCGGUUUUCAAUCAUACUCGGGCUCCUUGACCACGCCCCCUUGUAGCGAGGGCGUCAACUGGCUGGUCGCUACCCAAAGACUCAAGGUCUCACCGGCAGCGGUACGCCGCGUUUCCAGUGUGGUCAAGUUUAACUCUAGGAUUACGCAGAAUCUUCUGGGAGAGCCAAACAUUCUCAACUUUGCUACCGUGAACUCGGCUGCUCAGGCAUAA
Messenger RNA from Pestalotiopsis fici W106-1, 948 nucleotides. RefSeq lists its product as uncharacterized. The transcript is spliced from 4 exons. Bases 1 to 948 code for a protein of 315 amino acids. NCBI's taxonomy places the organism in Eukaryota, Fungi, Ascomycota, Sordariomycetes, Amphisphaeriales, Sporocadaceae. The record is from RefSeq and is a predicted model, not a curated record. Gene Ontology annotation, molecular function: zinc ion binding; carbonate dehydratase activity.